CGUGCUCCGAUCCAGAAGGCCGGUCUGAAUACAAUUUGCGAAAUUGGCUGUGUGGGUGCCGUUACAAAUGCGAGUAUGCAAACUAGUGUAUCAAAUUUCACUAUAUUUAUAAUAAAGUGUGGGUUAAUAAUGCUUUUGCUUUGCUUCGAAUGGACUCGGUAGCGUUAAUCAUAAAGAAGCGUGUUAAGAGCUCUAUGAGACGUAUUUAUGUUACUUGAAUUGCUACAACAUCGAAGGGAAGCACUCCAAGUGACGAAUGAAGCGUGACUAAAGCAGAGAAGGCAGCGAAUAGUGUGUUUCAAGUUCUUCAACCCAUCACUCGACUGCAAGAUAAGAACAAUUAUAAUCUUGGAUACAAUCUAUCCUACACUGUGUAUGUGUGAAGUGUGUAUAAAUUAGAUCCAAGCAAGGAUGAGAAAAUGCAUUCCUCAACAGUAUCUUCAGUUAAUCGUAAAGUAUCUCAUUGGUGACGUCGGCUCUCAAGCAGGCAGCGAAAUUUAAAGCAAAUUUCUAAGCUGAUAAGACACAAUCACAAAGCUGUGGGGUAAAUAGAGCAAAGUUUUAUUCAGUGCCGCUGACUCUAUGUGAUCUUUUGUACAAAACCAACUACUACAUCUUUUCAUUGUCUGUUCUAACUAUUAUACGAAGUCUGUCAUAAAUCGAAUCUAACCGCGAUGGAGUAAAGUACUAGCAACAAUGAAGCCAAGCUUGUUUUCAGUUUCAUCGAAAAGAAAUCAGCGAAAGUAAAACAAGGACGUGCUGUUGAAAGUGAUGAUAUAUGUGUUCAGGCAGGAAAAUAAACAUCUGAGAAGUCGGAAGAUAAGAGCUUAAAAUUGUUCCAUGAUGGAUGACAUAAACUGGAAUAAGAUUAUCUACAUAGACGACGAGAAGAAGCUGAUUUACUUUGAUCAGAAAACAUACAAAUUGCCGGAGGCUAUUCUCAACUUAUACUCAGACCGAGUACGUCACCUGGAUUUGAGCUACAAUAAGCUAUCUUCGUUUGCAUCUCUGGAACUUUUUAAUAAUCUCGAAGAACUGGUAUUGGAUAAUAACUAUCUUAAUGAUGAAGUCAUAUUCCCCGCUCAACUGGAUCGAAUCAAAUUGUUGUCGCUGAACAACAAUAAGUUUGAAAAUUUGGACCUGUUGCUCACAAAGCUUUCGCUCUGCUUUCCCAAUUUGGAGUACUUGAGCUUACUUGGAAAUCCAGCCUGUCCCAGUCAUUUGCUGAGCCUCAAGUACUCGGAGUACGAUUAUCUUAAAUAUAGACUCUACAUCAUUCGCUACCUUCCCAGGCUACGCAUACUGGAUGCACAACGCGUGAAGAAAAUGGAAAGAGAUUUCGUUCGUUGCCAACAGAACCAAGAGUAUGAAACGGACGAUUCCGACAGUCGAAGGGGUAGUUCAUUGAAGCAUUUCUACGUGAACCUUAGCAGCCGGUUGGGUGUUCGCAGCAAGGAUCCCCCUGUGUAUCAUCCACUACCGGAGAGCAUUCGCGAAGCAGGUGAUCAUCGAGGAGCAUACGGCAAGUGCCGCUAUCGCUACAUAGGGGCACAGUCGGAGGGAAAUCGGUUUAUACUCAAUACUGAUUUAUGAGUAGUUUAUUUUAACUUGUGAUUACUAUACAUAUCAAAGAGUAACAGUUUAUUUGAAUGAAGAAUAUGUGAGAAUUAUCAUUAUAAGAAGAACAUCACAAUGACGAAACAA
This is a messenger RNA of Topomyia yanbarensis, 1704 nucleotides long. RefSeq names its product leucine-rich melanocyte differentiation-associated protein. The record is from RefSeq and is a predicted model, not a curated record. Gene Ontology annotation, biological process: melanocyte differentiation. Lineage: Eukaryota; Metazoa; Arthropoda; Insecta; Diptera; Culicidae. Gene Ontology annotation, molecular function: protein binding. The transcript is spliced from 5 exons. The coding region runs from base 841 to 1593 and encodes 250 amino acids.